Lactuca sativa (garden lettuce) is the source of this 2256-nucleotide messenger RNA. RefSeq lists its product as uncharacterized. The record is from RefSeq and is a predicted model, not a curated record. Gene Ontology annotation, molecular function: mRNA binding; protein binding. NCBI's taxonomy places the organism in Eukaryota, Viridiplantae, Streptophyta, Magnoliopsida, Asterales, Asteraceae.
AAUAGUUACAGCUUGUAUAGAGUGGAAAAUUACAGGGACCGAAAAUGUAACUCACUAAAUUAAAAACUACAUCGUUUAUCAUUUAAAGCGUUUCCUGCAAAUAACCCUAAUCGUCUACAGUCCUUCAGUUCACAACGGCUCAACCUCCGAUUCACGCAGUCCACAUCUCACCGUCGCCGGCCGCCACCAUCCAUCACCGUCUUCCGUCGCUUAAACCCACAUCUCCACUCAGAUUUCUCCGAGGGACAUUUUGCCCUAAUUUUAUUUUCAUCCUUACCUUUCACUUUUUAUCCAUUUCUUCAACUGGCACUGGGUACAAAGCUACAAAUUCUACGACUACAAGCUACUGAAUUGAUCUGUAUACAUAAAAAAGGGUUCAACUUUUCUACUCCUACACUCAAACUAUUAUAUCUGAAUCACAUUCGAUUCAAAUUGUUAUAUAGAUAUCGGCUAAGUUGGUCGUGGUCAUUUUGACCCGAUUACUAAAAGCCCAAGCUUGGUUCUUGGCAUGCUCUCAAUUGCUCAAAUUGAUCACAGAUUUGUUCAGAGCAUCUUUUGUUUUUGCGGUAUUUCACGUUCCAUAUGUAGCACUAGUAAUGGAUUCAUCGAUGGGUUUCAACGAAUAGAGAAAUACUUAAUUGAUUAUCGUAAAAGCUCGAACUGUGAUACCGUAUCAGAUGAAAACCAAGAAGAAGAGUCAGUUGAUUCCGUUGGCACAAGUGGCAGAUAUGAAGAAGAAGAAGAAGAACAUCACCAACAAAAUGUAUUCAACAGAUCAAGCUUUCUAAGAAACACAAAAAACGCAGCUGCCAUGGCGCUCAAAGUUCUCCAACAAGAUGGUCCUGGGUUCGAUGCAAGAUCAGCUUUAGAUAAUCUAGAAAUACAAGUUUCAGGUUUACUCGUGAGAGAAGUUCUUAUAGGAAUCUUGAAGAACAUCAAUCAAGCAAACAGAGAACGAUGUGUAAAACUUGGCUACAAAUUCUUCAUAUGGUCAGGCCAAAAACAGGACUACAAUCACACAGUAAACACCUACCAUUUAAUCAUGCAAAUCUUUGCAGAAUCACAAGAAUACAAAGCAAUGUGGAGAUUACUCGAUGAAAUGACAGAAAAAGGUUACCCUGUAACCUCACGAACUUUCAACAUCUUUAUAUGCUCAUGUGGCGAAGCGGGUAUAGCCAAGAAAGUUGUAGAAAGAUUCAUAAAGUCAAAUUCAUUCAAUUUUCGCCCUUUUAAGCAUUCCUUCAAUGCAAUCUUACAUUCCCUUCAUGCUAUAAAACACUAUAAUCUCAUCGAAUGGGUGUAUCAACAAAUGUUGGCAGAUGGUCGUCAACCAGACACAUUAACAUAUAACAUCAUAAUGUAUGCAAAAUAUAGAUUGGGGAGAUUAGAUCAGUUUCAUAGCUUAUUUGAUGAAAUGGGAAGAAACGGAUUCCCUCCAGAUUUGCAUACAUUCAACAUCUUACUUCACAUUUAUGGACGAGCAAACAAACCAGCUGAAGCUGUGGUUCAUUUGUCGAUGAUGAAAGAAGCUGGAAUUGAGCCAAAUGUUCUUCAUUUUACCAAUUUGAUAGAUGCAUUAAGUCGAGCUGGAAACAUGGAUGCAUGUAAGUAUUUUUUUGAUUUAAUGGUGGAACAAGGGUGUGAGCCUGAUGUGGUGGCUUACACUGUGAUGAUCAAUGCACAUAUUGCAGGGGGACAGUUUGAAAAAGCAGAAGAAAUGUUUUCAGAUAUGUUUGAUAAUGGGAAGAUUCCUAAUGUUUAUACUUAUAAUACAAUGAUACGUGGGCUUUGUAUGGCUGGAAAAUUUGAGUAUGCGUGUUUGAUGCUUAAGGAAAUGGAAUCCAGAGGGUGUAAUCCGAAUUUUCUUGUGUAUAAAACUUUAGUGAGUUUUUUGAAGAAUGCUGGAAAGGUUUUUGAAGCUAAUGAGGUGAUUAAAGGGAUGGUGGAAAAAGGGCAAUAUGGUCAUCUUCUUAAGAGGAUUAAGAAAUAUAAGAGAUGCUAAGGUGGUAACUGGUAAGCCAUGUAUUAGGGGUGUAAUUGUAAUGUAAUAACUUUUCCCAUUUUGUUUUUGACUUUUUAUACUUCAUUAUUGUUCUUACUUGAUACAUUAAAAGAAAUGAAAAUUGCCAUUUUUUCAAAAAAAUCUCAAUCUGCCAUUGCUGUUGAAUGCGCGAUCUUCUCUAUUUGUCUGUUCAUAUGUUGUACAGAUUCAGUAGCCCUUUUUUGUGUGGAAUUUCUUUUCAAUAUGUUUGCACU